Messenger RNA from Papaver somniferum (opium poppy), 740 nucleotides. Its product is annotated as 11 kDa late embryogenesis abundant protein-like. The transcript has 2 exons. The record is from RefSeq and is a predicted model, not a curated record. Bases 77 to 556 code for a protein of 159 amino acids. Gene Ontology annotation, biological process: embryo development ending in seed dormancy. Lineage: Eukaryota; Viridiplantae; Streptophyta; Magnoliopsida; Ranunculales; Papaveraceae.
UACUUCAUACACUAUCACUGAGAAGAGAAAUUUGUUAGCAAUCGAAAACGCGAAAUUCGAAUCAACGAAUUGAAAUAUGCAGACAGGAAAGAACGCAGCGGCAGCGGUCAAAGAAACUGCGUCAAAUGUUGCAGCUUCGGCUAAGUCCGGCAUGGACAAAACAAAAGCCACGGUGCAAGAGAAGGCUGAGAGGAUGACAGCACAUGAUCCAAUGCAGAAGGAAAUGGCAACCCAAAGGAAAGAAGAGAAAAUCAAUGAAGCAGAAAUGCACAAACAAAUGACACAUGAACAAAACGAAGCAGCAAAACAACAGAGAAACGUAGGUACCCCUGCCACAGGUGGUGUUCUUGGUGGUCAUGGUCACUCGACUGGGAUGAACCCAAUGUCAGCAUUACCAGGACAUGGUACGGGUGCUCCACACGGUGGGCAUGUUACUGAAGGAGUUGUGGGUUCACACCCAAUUGGUACCAAUACAGGUACUGGCGGAACCACUGCCGGUAACCCCCGCGUUGGUGGGACUCAUAAUUCCUCCCUCACCGGUGGAGGAUACAACUAAUCGAGGCUUGGGAACUCUUUUACUAUAUUUCUAAGCUUCUUUGGUUUAUAUUUAUUUUUAGGAGUGCGCUUUAUGUUUUUGUAUGGAAGACGUUGUAAUUGGAUGUUUGCAGUCGUUGUAUGUGUUUGCUAGGAAUGUAAUUUGAUGUUUAAUAAAAAUAAAAAUAAGUUGAACUGUUGAACUA